Gryllus bimaculatus (two-spotted cricket) is the source of this 1945-nucleotide messenger RNA. The record is from the annotation of a GenBank genome assembly. Lineage: Eukaryota; Metazoa; Arthropoda; Insecta; Orthoptera; Gryllidae.
CAUUAUCUUGUUUAUGUACUUACCUGCCACCGGGUUAUGCCCAUUUGGUUCAAACAAAUUUAUCUUAUAAUUGAGCGGGCACAUUCUGUGCAUUUUCUUUGCAAACAUGCCUUCAUCCAGCACUAUCUAUGGGUAAACUGAGAAAUACGUUUGAGCAAUGGACUGAAAUGCUCGCAUGUGUUUGCUGUGCAUCUUUUAAUAGUUAUUUAUUAUAAUGCCAAUAAUAAUAUGUCUUUUUGUGAAUUAAGUGAUCCGGAGUGGGAAUCGUUCAAUUUAAAUUCGAAAGUUAAAUUCUUCGAACUUUUAUACUUGUAGCCCAGUGAUGGUGGCACAACGAAAUAGCGCAAUACAAAUGAAGUCCUCUGUGACAGGAACGAAAAAGAACAGCCUUCCGUCACCGAGAUUGCGUCAUAAAGACGAGUCGUACGUGAAAAAACUUGAGUUGGGCUUGUCAAUUUUUCGAAACAAAAUUCAGCUGAGAGUGGAUCGUUGCCAGGAGGUGUUGAAAAGACUUGACGAAGAUUCUGAACAGAUGAAAAUAUGUUUUCUUCAGUUAAUGGACAUGAUAGAGAGUAGUAGAAAGCUAAUCAGUAAUGAGAAGGAAGAAAAUCUGCAGAUUCUACAGUUACUUGAUUGCUACUGCGAUAAGACAACUGUCUCUUCAAGAACUCAAACAGUAGCUCCCAUGGUAUAUGGUAUACCAUUGAAGAAAGCAUCUAUAUCUUUAAAACGAUUGGAUCCUUUUCAGCUCCAACAUGUGUCAACAGUUAUUGCGGAUUCAUCUCCUGCCUCAGCUGUAGGCUUUGCUAGAACAGCUCCGAGAGCAUCUUUAUGUGCCACUAUUAAUCCCCUUGUAGUUACAAUACAUUCAUCGUCAUCUUCAGUGGCAUCAAGUUCUUCAGAUGCUGAUGAUAAUGACAAUGAUGAUAAUAAUGCAUCUUCAAAAACUCCAUUAUCAAGGUACCGAAGGUGCAGAACAUGGAAUAAUGUAGACAACAUAGUUUCUUCCACAUCAGGUCAAGAUUUUCGUCUUAAGACAGCCAGUAUCUUGCUUAAACGUUUGGAUCCAAGGUCAUAUCUACCUGAAACAGGCACUUCAGAUUCCACAAAUAUAAAUAUGGCUUUUCAGAGAAGGGAUAUAGAGAACAAUGUUUUUGAUACUCUCUACAGAGCUGCUGUGGAAAUAAACAAUGAAACUGAGAAUGGUUCAGAAAUUCUUAGUGAAGCAAAUGGGCAGAAUCAUGUUUCAUGUCCACCUGCAAAUCAUGAUCCAAUGGUGGUUUUAGAACGAUUAGGUCCUUCUGCAUGGCCUUGUGAAUUGGACUCUCAUGGCAAUGACCUUGAUUUGAGUAUAGUGCAUGAAAAUUGUCAGUCUAAUUACAGACCAAAUAGUGAAAGAAAAGGAAAAUCUAAUAUGAAGCAUAAAAAUGUGAAAACAAUGCUGCCGCAACUAACUGUGGAUUGUACAAGCACUCCAAAGAAAAAGAAAUCAGAUAGUCUUAUGUGCAAUGUGCCAGAAAAACAAAGAGUCAAUUGUAGAAUUAAUGUUGGAAAAGGAAUUGAAAAAGAAGAUAGUAUAAAGGGCAAAAGAAGAAGAACAGAAACCAACAGGAAACAGAAAGAAGGUCCUAUGGCUGUUGGUGCAAGUAAUAAAGUUGAUGAAGAUCCUUUGGAAGGACCUAGUUGGCUAUAUAAAGAUGGUGUGAAGAAAGAAAAACUGAGAAAAUUUAAGAGAAUUAGACAGGGCUACUUAACUCCUCUUUAUUAUUUGGCUCCCACAAUAUACUCGAGUACUGAUGACAGCGGAGAUGAAGCAACUGAAAAUGAGAGGAAAAGAGCAAAACUUAGAAACAGCUGUAAUAUUUAUUUUAAUCACAAAUUAAGAGGGUUAUUUAGAAUUUUCAAUAAUAAUCAUAUACUUCAACUAUUACAUUAUAAAAUGUAU